UCGCUCUGCUGCCAAGGGAGAGCAAGGAUGCGCCUUGCGAAGGGUUGACCUAGUAGUCAGUCGAGACAGGACGCCGAGGAGAGCGGACGUGCCUCCUUCUCUCUCUCGCUUUUCUCUCGCUUCCGUCGCCGCUCGCUGAGAUGCCAGGGGCGGUGCUGCUGGUAGUGGCCACCGGGGCCGCCCUCAUCGUGGCCUUCCUGCUCCUCCUCUGCAUCGUGGCGCCGCUCAGCACCCCCAAGCCCCUCGCCUUGUCCGGCGCCCACGUCGUGGUAACCGGAGGCUCCAGUGGCAUUGGAAAAAGCAUUGCUAUUGAAUGUUUUAAACAAGGUGCUUUUAUAACAUUAAUUGCAAGAAAUGAGAAUCGACUAUCAGAGGCAAAGAGAGAAAUUGAGAAGUUCUCAGUUAAUGAUAAACAGGUUGUGCACUUUAUUUCUGUUGAUAUUUCCAAAGACUCUGCGCAUGUGGCAAAAAUUCUAAAGCAAGCUCAAGAGAAGUUGGGUCCAGUUGACAUGCUUGUAAACUGUGCUGGAACAUCAGUUAAUGGAAAAUUUGAAGAUCUUGAUGCCAGUAGGUUUGAGCAAUUGAUGGCUGUCAACUAUCUGGGCAGUGUUUAUCCAACUCAUGCAGUAAUCACCACCAUGAAGGAACGAAGGAUGGGAAGGGUUGUGUUUGUGUCAUCCCAAGCUGGUCAAGUUGGGUUGUUUGGCUACUCAGCAUAUUCUGCAACAAAGUUUGCUCUUCGAGGAUUAGCUGAAGCUUUGCAAAUGGAGGUAAAGCCCUAUAAUAUCUACAUAACAGUUGCCUAUCCUCCAGAUACAGACACACCUGGCUAUGCAGAAGAAAGUCAGACCAAGCUUUUAGAGACGAAGCUUAUUUCAGAAGCAUCAUCUAUCUGCCAACCUGAUCACGUUGCCAGAAUUAUUGUUAAAGAUGCCAUUCAAGGAAAAUUUUUCAGCUCUGUUGGUGCAGAUGGUCACAUGUUGGCAGUACUGACCGGUGGAAUGUCACCUGUCUCUUCUAUUGGUGAAGCUCUAGAGGCGGUUAUUUUUAUGGGAUUUUUUCGCUUCAUUGGUUUAUAUUUUAUUGCAAGUUUUGAUAGCAUAGUUCGCCGUUGCAUGCUACAAAAAGAAAAAUCUGAAAAGACGGACUGAAGCAGAAUGACUGUGAAGUGAAUUCUUUUUAUAAAGGUUGACAGUUUGCUGCUAAAUGGAACUGUAUCUGUGGCCUGAAUAUGCCUCAUUUAAAUAUACUCUGGAUGGAAGAAGUGGUGAUCUUCAGUGGUGAAAGAAGGAAACAAAUGAAAAAUUUACUAAAAAGACUUUGUGAAAGGGCUAAUGAAGAAGACUGCAUUUUUCUUUUCUUUUCUGUGAUUUGAAGUAAAACACAGAUUAUUGCCUUUUUGUAAAAGCAGAGCUUCAGAGUGGCCUAUUCAAUGGCAAUUAUGGAACAAUACUAAUAGUAGUGAAAGGUUUGAUUCAGUGAUCCACUUCUUAAUCUGGGACUGUUUCAAACAUACAUUGUUUUUACUUGGUACAGUUCUCCUGCAUUCAUACAUGAACCAAGCGUUCUGUAUGAUGUACUUAUAUGGUUGGCCACUUAUGUGUGAAGACAUUCAAAUAGAUGAGGCAAAUCUAGUCACAACAGCAAAACUAGCCAAAAAUAAAGUGCUUCCCCUCUGGGAUAAUGCACAUAAUUGAGCCAAAGUCUGGUUUGUGAGUUGGGAAAUUUGAAUACAAGUAUGUGGUUUGAUGCUAGAGUACAUGGAGAAUGAGUAGGCCCCUUCUUGAAAAAUGAUGUGAUAGUGCUGUAUGAGAGAACAGAAUCAAGCUGGAGAAUGAACAUUUUAAUUUGUUCAUAAAAAAUUCCCGUGGAGAUAAAUUUUGAGUUCUUACCAGCAUUUUCAGAAUUUAGACUGUUUUGAUUAAUGUUCCCACUCCUGAAACUUUCAUAGUAAGUUUUAUGAAGUAUUUCCCAUAUUCUAUUAAGCACUAUAUUAUAUAUGAAAUCUCAGUAGUAGAACUGUUGCUAUAUGGUCCCAAUUUCUUGGUAUGGAGGCAAUGAAGUAUGCUUUUAACAGUUUUAGAUCUUAAGGAAAGAUGGAUGACCCAGUCUUUGCUGAGAUCUUGUUCCCCCAUUUCACCAAGAAUUCCCCCACUAAAUAAAAAAAGAAAUCUAAGUGGCAAUUGCUUGGUUCACUUGCUUGCUGUUUGUAGUUUGAAUUCAUGUUUAACUCUGCCAGUUCAGUAAGAGAAAGAGAUUGUUUUAAUGAGCAGAGAUUGAAGUAAAGAAAUGAGGUGCCAGCUAGAAUUAAAUGUAACACAAGGAAGUGCUUAGAUUUCCUUUCUGGUAGUAGCAGCUUGCAAGCCUGUCAAUAUUGUGUCAAGGUUUUAAUCCAAGAUGUCUGUUUCAUUAACUAGGUAGAAUUUGGUUUUGCAAAGUACCCCUCAGUGGUCUUUGGGGAAUUGUAUUGCCAAGUUCUUGUUGGUUACAGAUGCCAUGGAGACCCAGUAUUCAGUUGGCAGUUUGGAAAUCAUUUCUGCUAUACCAUAUUAUCAAAGUGCCUAGGAUAUCUCUCUUACAAGAGCCUCAGCAACCAGUGUGUUUUCUGCCAGAACCAGAGGUCUUCCACUACCAGAAAUAAAGGGGUAUGUGGAGAUUUGGGAGAAGAGGAAAUUUUUGUAGGGCCCAAAAUGAGACAACUGCUUCUAAUUCAACUCUACCACUGAGUCUUCCAGAUCUAAACAGGUUUAUCCGUUCUUAAAACUGAUGCAGUCGCAUCACCAACUGCUUAAGUACUGAAUGGCUAUGUUUACUUUUUUUGUUCUUUCACACAAACUUAAGUGUUGGCUCUUCAAAUGUUGAAUGUGGUAGUUUUGUCUAAAUGUCAGCAUUUGGGCCAUCUGAUAUUUUGAGGUGCUGAAAAAUUUGCUGCUUAGAAGAGAGAGAGAUGAAGAAAUAAUGGGUCCAUGAUGAGUAGUGCUGGUGUGUCAGAAGGACCAAAAUCUUGAACUUGCACGUUCCAUUUUAAUUCCAGUUAUCAGCUGUGAUUCAGUAAUUUGGUAUGCAGUGGAAUUUUACACAGAAUCAGCUUUGUGUAUUUUCAUUGGACUGUUUUAAACGGAACAUUUGAACUAGAACUUAUUUUCCUUAUUGGCCAUGUCGAAUUUCUACCACUAGAGUUAGUGAAUGUGUACCAAGACUAUUCAAGUGCUGCAGAACAUCAUUCAAGCUGCUUAACCAUAUGUUCAGUUCAGACCUCAAAUUCUAGGUUCUGUGGAGCAGUUCACAAAUGCCAAAUAACCAAGUAGUUUAAAGAAAAAUUAAUCACUUAUACAUUCAUUUAAAGAACAUGUUUAACUCUCCCAAUGUGCUCAGAUUUUGCUCUCUUGGUCUCUUCACAGUUGGACAAAAAUGUCUUGUCAUAUUUCCAGGUUUGCUUUUUAACUCUAAAUAUUAAACAUUCUUAUGUUACUUAGCAUUAGGGCUUAUGUUCAGCUCAACUGGGUUUAAUAGUAACUGAAGAAAAAGGAAGGAAAUGGAUAACUCGCCUGCAAAUUGUAUACUGUGAAAUAUGUUAUGCACUUUUAAUGUUAAUAGUGAAUAUGGCAAAAUCUCAUAGCUCGCUUAUGCUUGUUGCUUUACAAAGUGUUGUGCCAGAAUUAUAAAUUUUAAUAUUUUGUAAUUUCAUCAAAUAAAAUAAAAGUUUAUGUUUCA
Sceloporus undulatus (fence lizard) is the source of this 3714-nucleotide messenger RNA. It is a transcript of the gene KDSR, whose product is annotated as 3-ketodihydrosphingosine reductase. Gene Ontology annotation, molecular function: 3-dehydrosphinganine reductase activity. Gene Ontology annotation, cellular component: endoplasmic reticulum membrane. The coding region runs from base 141 to 1151 and encodes 336 amino acids. NCBI's taxonomy places the organism in Eukaryota, Metazoa, Chordata, Lepidosauria, Squamata, Phrynosomatidae. Gene Ontology annotation, biological process: sphingolipid biosynthetic process. The record is from RefSeq and is a predicted model, not a curated record. The transcript is spliced from 10 exons.